CGGACAAACCGCAAUCCGCUGUGCUGGUGAGGACGCGCAUAUCGUGGUUGGCAGCGGUGGCGAUACGUUUUGUUAUACGGACCGGCGUUCGGUGGUGGUCGAAAACAAAACAAUGAAUGCCCAGUGAGGAUGGUCAAUGACGAGCGCCUCUGUCAAAUUUUCAGUUGUUGCUAUUCCGUUAGACCCGCGUUUGCACCGUAAAAAUCCGUUUUAGCUGGUGUUUGUACUGUGUGUGUGCGCGAGUAAUUAUCGAAUAACAAUAAGGGAGAGAUUGUCCACGAAGAAUCAUGACGAUAAACGAACCGACCUAAACACCAUCACGAUGUCCCGACCCACAACCAAGGCAUCAUGACGCAAACCUCGCUCUGCGACAUCCCCUACACGGGCAGCGUGAUCUGGCUCUUCGUCUACACGGCCAUCAUCGUGAUCAGCGUGGUCGGCAACACCCUCACCAUAAUCGCCAUACUGACCAGCAGGAAGCUGCAGAAUCUGCUGUCCAACAGGUUCGUGCUCAGCCUGGCCGUCAGCGACCUGCUGGUCGGCUGCUCGGUGCCCUACCACAUGGUGCCGCACUACUGGCCGGAGAUCAACAGGACCAGGACGCCCUGCCUGCUGCGCUUCUCGCUCAUAGCCUUCGCCUGCGCCAGCUCCAUAUACAACCUGCUGCUGGUCUCGGCGGAUCGUUACGUGGCCAUCGUGCAUCCCUUGCACUACAGCAGGUGCAUGACGAGGAGGGUGUCCCUGAUCCUCAUAUCGCUGGUGUGGACCAUAGCGCUGGGGAUAGGUUCCUGUCUCCUGUACUGGAAUCACUGGGACCAGAACGGUGGUGUGUGCGAUAUAAGUCUAGCGCCGCAGAUGUACCUGAACUAUCUAUUGGCGCCGUUCUUUCUAGUCGUGUGGAUAGUUAUGAUAGCGUUCUAUAUUAGAAUAGUGAAGGAGGCCAAGGAUCACGCCAAGAGGCUGAAACACGCGGCGAGCGUCUCCAGCCUUCCGGGUCUGUACGAGCCAUCAAAGUCACUGCAGAUGGUCUUCGUCAUCCUGGGCUGCUUCACCGUGACCUGGUUCCCCUACUUCCUGUGCAUCACGAUCAUCAAGACCAAGGGCAAGUUCUGCCUGCUGUUCUACGAGAUCUCCUUCUGGAUGGCGGUCGGCAACUCGGCCAUGAACCCGCUGAUCUACGCGUGGAAGAACCACGGCUUCAGGCAGGCCUUCCGCUACCUCCUGACGUGCCGAUCGCCCGACUCCGCCCACGUGGACUACAUCACGAACCACGUGCCGAGCAACAGCAAGGCCUGCUCGCUGCGCAUAGACCAGGGCGGCUACUGCAACGGCAGCGUCGACGACCUGAUCAGGACGGAACGGGCGGCGUCGCUGGUGGGCGGCAAGGCAGAGUCCGACAUGGACAGCGAGCACACGGUCGUGUCCGAACUAUCGGUGACGGGUCUGUGCGGCGCGGCGGCCGACAGGUCGUGCUGCAACGGGACGUACGUCGAGCGGCUUUGAGACUGACUUUCGAAGUGUUCAAACUUGACUUUUGCGAUGUGUGUUUUUGUAAAUAUAUUGGAUGUAUUGUG
Coccinella septempunctata (seven-spotted ladybird) is the source of this 1574-nucleotide messenger RNA. RefSeq names its product histamine H2 receptor-like (gene mAChR-C). Gene Ontology annotation, cellular component: membrane; dendrite. The record is from RefSeq and is a predicted model, not a curated record. The transcript is spliced from 3 exons. Lineage: Eukaryota; Metazoa; Arthropoda; Insecta; Coleoptera; Coccinellidae. Bases 349 to 1503 code for a protein of 384 amino acids. Gene Ontology annotation, biological process: chemical synaptic transmission; G protein-coupled receptor signaling pathway, coupled to cyclic nucleotide second messenger. Gene Ontology annotation, molecular function: G protein-coupled serotonin receptor activity; neurotransmitter receptor activity.